GGCCGUCGCCUCAGGAUGGGGCGGUGGGCCUUGGCGGCCCCGCUGGUGGCCCUCCUGGCCCCUUUGGUGGCCCACCUGCCGCAGCCCGCCGCCGGGAACCCCCUCAUCCGGCAGCCGGGGGCCCGGAACGAUGCCAAGCCAGUCACCGUCGAUUUGGGACUCAAUCCUGCGGAACCGGGGUCGUCCAGCUUAGAGAAUGUGGGGUCCUCUGAGAUGAACAGUCCCCCUGGCCAGCUGGGGUCCUCCGACACAACCACCCACCCGCCUGACAAGCUGACGUCUUCUGAAGUAGCCACCCACCCUUCUAAGAAUCCGGAGUCCUCCGACACAGUCGCCCACCUCCCUGAGAAUCCGGAGUCCUCCGACACAGUCGCCCACCCCCCAAGGAAUCCGGAGUCCUCCGACACAGUCACCCACCCCCCUAGGAACCCGGAGUCCUCCGACACAGUCGGCCACCCCCCUAGGAAUCCUGAGCCAUCCGACACAGUCUCCCACCCCCCUAACAAUCCGGAGUCCUCCGACACAGUCGCCCACCCCCCUAACAAUCCGGAGUCCUCCAACACAGUUGCCCACCCCCCAAGGAAUCCGGAGUCCUCCGAAACAGUCGCCCACCCCCCUAGGAAUCCUGAGUCCUCCAACACAGUCGCCCACCCCCCAAGGAAUCCGGAGUCCUCCGACACAGCCGACCAGCCCCCUAGGAAUCCUGAGUCCUCCGACACAGUCGGCCACCCCCCUAACAAUCCGGAGUCCUCCAACACAGUCGCCCACCCCCCUAACAAUCCGGAGUCCUUCAACACAGUCGCCCACCCCCCUAGGAAUCUGGAGUCCUCCGACACAGUCGGCCACCCCCCUAGGAAUCCUGAGCCAUCCGACACAGUCUCCCACCCCCCUAACAAUCCGGAGUCCUCCGACACAGUCUCCCACCCCCCUAGGAAUCCGGAGUCCUCCGACACAGUCUCCCACCCCCCUAGGAAUCCAGAGUCCUCCGAAACAGUUGCCCACCACCCUAACAAUCCGGAGUCCUCCGACACGGUCACCCACCCCACGAGGAAGCCGGUGUCUUCCAUCACAUCCGCCCCUGCUGACAAACUAGAGUUUGCCACCACAGCCGCCGCUGCUGACAAACUGGUGUCCUCUACCACAGCCACCCCUGCUGAGAAGUUGGGGUCCUCUGACGCGGCCGCCUCCGCUGAGAAAGCGGGCUCUUCCGCCCCGACAGCCCAUCCCGCGGAGAAACCGGAGUCCUCCCUCAAGGACCCAGGCGACGAUGCCGAAGGAGACGGGACCUCCCGGUCUGCCCCCGGUGCCGCCGAGGCUCACCCCGGACUCGGCUUCUCCGGCCCCGAGUCCGAGGAGAAUCCGGAUUGGCGAAACGAAGAGCCAGAGGACCUGCUGGAGACCAGGCCGACUAAGGCCGAUUCCGAGAGCAGCCACUUCUUCGCCUACCUGGUGACCGCAGCCAUUCUCGUUGCGGCUUUGUACAUCGCGUACCACAACAAGCGAAAGAUUAUUGCCUUCGCCUUGGAAGGGAAACGAGCCAAAGUCACCCGGCGGCCCAAAGCCAGCGAUUACCAGCGCCUGGACCAGAAGAUCUGACUUCUUCCUCGCUGGACUGGAUGUGCGUCGUUCCUGACCUCGAAUUGAAUGUGACGAGUCUGAAGCAGCAUAGCACUGUAAUCUGAGCAGCACCUGUCAUCACCCCCCACCCCCAACCCUCCCGCCCCCGGGGCUACCUCUACUAGCCGGAGGCUAGCCGGGGGAAACGCUUUCACUCUCGAGACCUCCUGUGUUUUCCCCCUCCCCGUUUCUAGGUCCCUUUUCCCCAGGUCCUCCCUUCCCCUCAAAGUGAGCGGAGGGAGGCGGUGGCAGCUCGCUCCCGCCGGGCCCAUAGUGGGAUGGGCCUCCUGGCUCCGGCCCCCUCCCCAGAGCGGAGGGCAACGUGUUGACCCUCCGGCAGCGGGAUGGUGUCGCCCGGGCCCUUUCCUCGGCCUGAAAGCCCCCGCAGAUCAGGGCGCUUUACCGGCGGAAGACUUAUUCUCGGGGAGACGAGAUGCGUCGCCCACAGGAGACUCAGGAGACCGUCGUGGCGGAAAUCCGCGGAGAGCAAAGUGGGAGCGUGUCCUGUGGUCCUUCCCUCCUACCAGGAUUCCUUCACUUGCUUGCUAGUGAUAGGAUUUCUUGAAGUCAUUUGGAAGCCAUUUCUCUGAUUUAUUUUGUGUGUGUGUGUUUUAAAAGUUGAUUGCACUGAACAAGAAAUACUUUGGCUCAGGGCUGAUAGGAGGGUGUGAAGGGUAGAGCUUAUUUGAAUCAUAGAGAGAAAUUAUUAUUUUUGUUUAAAUGAAGUCAGAGGCGCAGUCGAACUGAGUCUGCACCGUUGAAGGGAAGGGCUGAGAAAAGAGGCAGGCACUUUGUAGCCCUACUGGACGAAUCAGGCUAGAAAAGUCCUCUUUGAAGCCUAAGCCCUCUGGUUGGGUUGGGAGCAGAUGGAUGGGAUAGCCGCUCAAUCUUCCACACCCCGGAGGCAGUGCAUCUUGCUAGACAAUGGAGAAUCUCUUCCAGCUGUAGACUUCAGGCUCCCAUUUUUCCCAAAAGGCUCUUUAGAGUCGCUCUUCCAGGAGGGCGUCACCGAAGGAAAGUUGCGUUCCCAGCUCCCCUUAUUCUCAAAUGGCCCCGUGAAAUCAGUAGCUGCAAAAGCCUCCCUCCCCACCCUAAGCCCUAGGCGGGUGUAAAACUCCUUGAAGGUGGAAGGCGAAGCCUGGAGGGAAGUGAGGCGUGGUCUUGAAUGGAGGGAUGUGACUUCCUCCGGUCGUCGGGAAGUAGGACUCUGAAGGGAGUAUUAUCAGCCGGGCAUUUCCUUUAAGAAAGACCCACACUGAAAAGCUAGCCUCAGGGAGAUGCAGAGACCGUGUCCAGACCGUGCCCGGGUGGUUAGUCCCGUUGCAGGGAAGGGACAUUGUAUCCCAAAUGCUCUCUACGGUUCUGCCGGUGAUUGGGGGUGCAGAGCUCCAUUUUGGGGCUCCAGCUGGGGACUCGGAUGGCGGAAGGUCCCUACGUUCUUCCCUUUGGAUUCAGGGAGCAGAAAGAAUGACCGGUUUGGUCGAGAGAUUUUUUUUUUUAACCCAAGCCCUGAAGGCAGAGUGGCAGGUAGAGUGUACCCUUUAUUAGUGUAGAGGGCUUUCAAGUCACUUCCAGGGAAGUUCCUUUAAAUUCACAGACAGCCCAUUAAAUCUUUAGGAAGCGGAAACUCCUGGACCCUGGAGGAGAGAGCGAUUCUACAGGCCCGAAGCCUCUGAAACAGGCAUCCUGAUUCCGUGGUCUCUCUCGGAGAAGGCGAGAGUGAUUUGUGGGUGACACUGGUAUUGUCCCUGCCCCCUGGAGAAAAGCCAGGAAAAUCAGGCACAGCUUCACUUUCUUUUCCGAUGUAUUUUCCUUUCAGAGUUUUUAGGAAGGGAAAUAUUGGGUGCAGGGUUCUCCGCUAAUUCCCCUUGACAGAGGUCAUACUCCUUAAUCAUCACUUUUUUUUUUUUUGCCUCAUUUCAGUAACGUUAACCCGUUUCAAAAAUCCCAAACCUGCUCCGGGCAACCCGUCACAGGCCUGGCGCCGCUCGACUGAAUCUGAAAAUUGCUUUUCCGAGGAGGAGGCAUCCCACCCCAGAAAGCGGGAGAUGUUAUUGGGGCAGGCUCUCUCAAUAGCUCAGUGGGCAAGCAGGCGGGGCAGCUGAUGGCUUUCGGUGCCGGAGUCGGAUCGUGGAAUGCUUGCCCCGGAGGGCCGAGGCGGCCCCGAGGGAGGACGCCAGCCUUGCCUCACGGCUUUCAGCGGGGGCAUUUGCCAGAGAUCCCACGCUGUACUUGGGGCGGGGAUGUGAGAACUAGAGGGAGAAGCCGACCCGGGAAGCGUGAACUAGAGGGAGAAUCCGCCCGGGUUUCCGAUCCCGCCUGCUUUCCUUGGGUCCGUUUCUGAAUUUCACUGUCGGGCCUCUCCCGGGAAGGUAGGAAUACCGAGUUGGGCAGGCGGUUGCCAGGGGAUUGGGACCUUCUAUGUAAAACAUUCCUUCUGUUUGGACGUAGUUGAGAUCGAUCUCUUUUCAGUCCCGCUUCUUCCACGCGUCGGAUGGGGUUUGACCAAAACGUCCCUUUCGUGAGGCUCAUCCAGACCUCCGGAUUGAGCCCACAAGCUGUGAUUUUUGUUUCCGUUGGCUUCGAACCCAGCUUGCUCAAAAUGAGCAGCGCGCUCAGUCCCCCUACGAAUCUACCUUGUGAGAUGAAGUAAAUAAAUCAUUUGAUUAUGUUGUC
Tachyglossus aculeatus (Australian echidna) is the source of this 4293-nucleotide messenger RNA. RefSeq names its product trans-golgi network protein 2 (gene TGOLN2). The transcript is spliced from 4 exons. The record is from RefSeq and is a predicted model, not a curated record. The coding region runs from base 16 to 1596 and encodes 526 amino acids. NCBI's taxonomy places the organism in Eukaryota, Metazoa, Chordata, Mammalia, Monotremata, Tachyglossidae.